Molecule: messenger RNA, 2784 nt
Organism: Fibroporia radiculosa
Lineage: Eukaryota; Fungi; Basidiomycota; Agaricomycetes; Polyporales; Fibroporiaceae
Exons: 7
Coding region: 1-2784 (927 amino acids)
Biological process (GO): establishment or maintenance of cell polarity; ubiquitin-dependent protein catabolic process; protein folding
Cellular component (GO): MUB1-RAD6-UBR2 ubiquitin ligase complex
Molecular function (GO): protein folding chaperone; ATP binding
Source: RefSeq, a predicted model, not a curated record
AUGGAUGGUGGCCUCGAACGUCUCGUUCGGAUCCUUCACGACUUCUGCAUGUGUCCUCCGCCUCCCGAAAACCCCACAGUUUUCUAUGGCCUCUCGCCACCCUCGUCUCACCCCUCAAAACUCGUGCCCACCCUCAACCCUAAGACCUACGACAAGCAAGCGCAGUAUCGUUUCAGUCUCGCCUUUCAAUGUGUCGUCAACAUCGGUGUUCGUGGCAGCGAGCCAAUCCGAAGCAGAGUGGUGCAGGCAGGAACCCUGGAGGUCGUCGGCUGCAUUCUGGAGGCGUGGCUGGCGGGCCGGGGAUUUGCGGUUGGCCCUAGUGUCAGCGCGAGUGGAAUGCCUCGUGAGACGCGGGAGCAGCGGUUGGCGCGACGACAGGCUCAAUCGGAAGCUCGUCAGCGGGAGCAGGCGGAUGCUUUGGCGCGGGCGCUUCAGCGACAGGUGAACGUCGAGCGCAGUCUCAGGCUCGCUGCGCGGGCGCCAUCGGCCGAACGCCAGGAUGAGCCUAUGGACACAGAACCCACUACAACGACCCUUGUUGUGCGGCAACCAGAUGCAGACACACCAACAGAUACAGAUACAUCAUCGAACGUAACACCGGGCGGUACAAAUACUCCUACUGGGGCAGUUGUUGUUCCUGGGAGAGAUCGCAGCGGAACUGUUAUCGCACGUCCGACAUGGGAUCAGGUUCCUUCGACAUCCAUCGGUCACCGACGAGUGCAUCGCUCGAGGGUCGCGGCAUCGGCAGGCGCUUCGGCUUCGACUUCUGCGGACAAUUCGCGUCCUGAAACGGAGACCGAAGACGACGGAGAUGUCGAUAUGGAUCGAGAAAGUAGUCGUGAAGAUGCUCCAUCCAUGUCGGGGUCUCCCCUCCCAGAGCGUCGGCCUUCAGCUGCAAGCACCGGCACGAUUCGACCGGCACCUGUGCAUCCGCGGAGGGCGGUGGGCAUUGUUUCUGACACACCACCUAACGACGUUGCGGCUUCCCUCGACAUCAACAGUGAUGCCCACAUCAUCAUCAACGAUCAGCGGGUUGGGGUAGAAGGCGUUGGGGUAGAAGACGGCCUAGUCUCUCUGGAGGCUAAUGAUGAUUUUGCUAUGGGUGCGCCCCCCGGUGCGCCUGGGGCUAUUGAUGGCCCUCCAGCAAGAGUUAAUGAUACUCAUACGGCUGGAGAGAGAACACCUCGUGCUGGUACCACCAAUCUCCCGCAUGUUAUCCCCAUCAUCGUCCCACCUGUUCCGAACACUGCCGUUCGAGUUACAGCUGCUGGAGAGGCGAGUGCGAUGCGACCUACUCGCAUACACGUCAAUCGAGGUACGAAUACCCAGCCUGGCGGUGGAAACACGGGAGGCACUGCGGGCGCUUCAAGCUCGCAUACACACCACGCACGCGACACUGACGGCGGACCGUACAGAGAUGAAGAUGUGCUUCUCAGCUUGCAACUACUUGCAUAUCUCAGCAAAUACCCUCACGUUCGUCAGGCGUUCUAUAAGCAGCGCCCAACGUUUCACCCUGCGACAGCGCAGCUUCCAGCUGGAGACGGUAGAUUUGCGCAACCUGUUGCCGGAUCGAGCGGGGCGACGUCGGGAAGUAGGACAUCUGGUGCCAGUGGGUCGACGUCUAGCGGUACUGAAAGGACACCGAUAAAGGAACAGAGUUCAUUCAUGCGAGCAUUUGCGAAUGCGACAGGACGCGGAAAGGAAAAAGAAAAGGCGACCCCAAUUGCUUCCUCCAAUUCCACAGCAUCUACAUCUACUACACCGACAUCAUCACAACGCAUGACCAAUGUAUUUUCUUUGGUAGAGAGAUUUACUUUCCGACAGAGCUCGGUAGACCUCGACUCACCUAACCCUCCCCCAUCACUGCCUCCGGAGAUCCAGUACUGGGCGGGUGUCAUCAUGCGCAAUGCGUGCCGGAAGGACGAAUCUCGUGGCGGGAUCAGACAAUGUGCUAAUAUGCUAUGUGGACGAUGGGAGUCGUUCCCUCGUGAGUUUGCAAAAUGCCGGCGAUGCAGGAAAGCAAAGUACUGCGGGAAAGAAUGUCAAAGUACAGCAUGGAGUGAAGGUCAUCGGUUCUGGUGCAGUGCAAAGGAUCCAGAAGAAGAUGGCGACCACCACCAUGGGCACCAUGGUGAAUCCUCUCGUUCGGCGGUGGGUGCGGUUGGCAUUACCACGAAUAACACCACCGGGGGCGCCAUAGCAGGCGCGAGUCGGAUUGACCGUAGGGACCGCGAGCGGCUUGCGCGUACAGCGACAGCGGAGUCGCAUGUAGCUGAGCAGGUGGACGCUGCUCCACCUCAGGCGAAUGCGAUGCGCACGGCUGUGCCGACACGCAGUGUGAACAUGAACCACACGCUCGCAGCGUUGAAUGCUCCACCAUCGCGAGCAGUCCUGGACGACGGGAGUGGAGAUGAUAUGAUUAUUGGUGCCUCUCUUGGAAUUCGUGAUGACUCACUGCUGCUAGCUGCCCAGGCGACGUUCAAGACCAUCAAGGCCGUCGUGCCUCUCCUUGACCGUGUUCUUGUCCAACGGUUUAAGCCUGAGACAAAAACUGCGGCUGGCAUCUUCCUUCCCCAAUCUGCGACCAGUAGCCCUCUUCCCGAGGCGACCGUCAUUGCUGUCGGUCCCGGUGCGCCAAACAAAGACGGCCAGAUUGUGGCUACUUCUGUCAAAGCUGGCGACCGUGUGCUGCUCCCUGGGUGGGGCGGCAACUCUAUAAAGGUCGGUGAAGAGGAAUACUUCUUGUUCAGGGACUCAGAGAUUCUCGCCAAGAUUCAAGAGUAG